Messenger RNA from Mus pahari (shrew mouse), 1949 nucleotides. It is a transcript of the gene Esrrb, whose product is annotated as estrogen related receptor beta. Gene Ontology annotation, cellular component: nucleus. The coding region runs from base 464 to 1816 and encodes 450 amino acids. The transcript is spliced from 8 exons. Gene Ontology annotation, molecular function: nuclear steroid receptor activity; zinc ion binding; steroid binding. NCBI's taxonomy places the organism in Eukaryota, Metazoa, Chordata, Mammalia, Rodentia, Muridae. Gene Ontology annotation, biological process: regulation of DNA-templated transcription. The record is from RefSeq and is a predicted model, not a curated record.
CUCUGUGCCCAGUGUGAGCUACGCCACUCAAGAAGCCAUUGUCUUCCCCGCUCCCACAGUACUAGCUAACCCUGGUCCUCCCCCUUUGCCCACACAGGACACAUCCCCGUUCUCGUGCCCCGUAGGUGACUACGAAGCUUGCAUGGGGCCCUGUGGAGUUGGAAGGCCAGAGGUUUGGCUGUUUUGCUUGAGACCUGGUUAUGGUUGUGGGAAUUUUUUUUUUCUUUUCUGUCAGCUGCCUGUUAUAUCAAUCACGGAGUCGGGAUCUAUUUAUAGUUUGAGAGUACUGUGUCCUUAGUCACAAAGAGACACAGACAGGGGACUGUCAGCUGGUGUCGGAGGAGCCAAGCAAAGAGUCAUGAGCCUCUGGAACACCUGAGGGUAACCUUUCCUCGCAGCCCCGUCCUCCAGCCAGCCCAACCAUAUCAGUGCUUCUCAGCCUCCUUAACGCUGCCACCCUUUAAUGAAGUUCCUCUCGCUGGGACGACCUCUGCCCAAACCGCUGCUGAACCGAAUGUCCUCCGAAGACAGGCACCUGGGCUCUAGCUGCGGCUCCUUCAUCAAGACGGAGCCAUCCAGCCCGUCCUCGGGCAUUGAUGCCCUCAGCCACCACAGCCCCAGCGGCUCGUCAGACGCCAGUGGUGGCUUUGGCAUGGCCUUGGGCACCCACGCCAACGGUCUGGACUCGCCGCCUAUGUUCGCAGGUGCGGGGCUGGGAGGCAACCCGUGCCGCAAGAGCUACGAGGACUGUACUAGUGGUAUCAUGGAGGACUCGGCCAUCAAGUGCGAGUACAUGCUUAACGCCAUCCCCAAGCGCCUGUGCCUCGUGUGCGGGGACAUUGCCUCUGGCUACCACUACGGAGUGGCCUCCUGCGAGGCUUGCAAGGCGUUCUUCAAGAGAACCAUUCAAGGAAACAUUGAGUACAACUGCCCCGCCACCAACGAAUGUGAGAUCACCAAACGGAGGCGCAAGUCCUGUCAGGCCUGCCGAUUCAUGAAAUGCCUCAAAGUGGGGAUGCUGAAGGAAGGUGUGCGCCUUGACCGAGUGCGAGGAGGCCGACAGAAGUACAAGCGACGGCUGGAUUCGGAGAGCAGCCCCUACCUGAACCUGCCGAUUUCCCCACCUGCUAAAAAGCCAUUGACUAAGAUUGUCUCAAAUCUACUGGGGGUUGAGCAGGACAAGCUGUAUGCUAUGCCUCCCAACGAUAUACCCGAGGGAGAUAUCAAGGCCCUGACCACUCUCUGUGAACUGGCAGAUCGGGAGCUUGUUUUCCUCAUUAACUGGGCCAAGCACAUCCCAGGCUUCCCCAGUCUGACACUUGGGGACCAGAUGAGCCUGCUGCAGAGUGCCUGGAUGGAGAUCCUCAUCCUGGGCAUCGUGUACCGCUCGCUCCCAUACGAUGACAAGCUGGCCUAUGCUGAGGACUAUAUCAUGGAUGAGGAGCACUCUCGCCUGGUAGGGCUGCUGGACCUUUACCGAGCCAUCCUGCAGCUGGUACGCAGGUACAAGAAGCUCAAGGUAGAGAAGGAAGAGUUUAUGAUCCUCAAGGCCCUGGCCCUCGCCAACUCAGAUUCGAUGUACAUUGAGAACCUGGAGGCGGUGCAGAAGCUCCAGGACAUGCUGCACGAGGCGCUGCAGGACUAUGAGCUGAGCCAGCGCCACGAGGAGCCGCGGAGGGCUGGCAAGCUGCUGCUGACGCUGCCCCUGCUGCGGCAGACAGCCGCCAAAGCUGUGCAACACUUCUACAGCGUGAAACUGCAGGGCAAGGUGCCCAUGCACAAACUCUUCCUGGAGAUGCUGGAGGCCAAGGUGUGAUGGCCCAGCACACGGACGGACUGACACGAUCCAAGUGGAGACCUCCACAGUCACCAGCCUCGACUUUUUUCACACCUGCAUCGGGGCUCCGAGCUGUCCCAGAAGAAGGGGUCUUCUUGCUUCCUGGCCAUGU